Messenger RNA from Chironomus riparius, 1135 nucleotides. The record is from the annotation of a GenBank genome assembly. NCBI's taxonomy places the organism in Eukaryota, Metazoa, Arthropoda, Insecta, Diptera, Chironomidae.
GACAUUUAUCAAAAGAGAUUAAGAAGAUCUCUUAUUUAAAUAACGGAAUGAACAAUUUAGUAGUUUACGUCUUAGUUUUUGCCUCUAGUUUUGUCCAUGCAGCAAGAUUCAAUACUUGUGCGACUGGAGAAGUUUGCAAACCUCAAAAUGAAUGUGAAGCUGUAAUGAAAAUAACAAGUAAAGGGGGAUGGACUCCACAAGAAAGAGCAUACCUUAAAAGCAAACAUUGCAACUAUGUUAAUCGACUUAAUCACUUCUGUUGUGCUUCUGAUACAAAACCAGAUCAUCUUCCAGAGGCACCUAAAUGUGGAAUAUAUUUUGGUGAUAGAAUUGUUAAUGGUGAAGAUACUAACAUUGAUGAGUUCCCAUGGUUUGCUCUCAUUCAAUACUCAAAACCAGGGAAUAGAAUCGGACAUAACUGCGGUGGAAGCUUAAUAAAUGAUCAAUACGUCCUCACAGCUGCACAUUGUAAAAUUUUAGUUCCGAAAACAUGGAAAAUAACAAAAGUAAGACUCGGAGAAUGGGACAUGAGGACAAAUCCUGAUUGUCAAGAAGAUUUUUGCAAUGAUCGAUAUGUUGAAGUUCCAGUUGUCAAUAUCCUCGUGCAUCCAGAAUAUUAUUUUGAAGGAGUUGCUCAAUACCAUGACAUUGCUAUCCUUAAACUAGAACGUAAAGUUGAGUUUAGUAAUUGGAUCAAACCUAUUUGUCUUCCAGUUGAUGCUAGAAUUAGAAGUAUGGAUUUCACAUCACAUAGUUUAGAAGUUGUUGGUUUUGGAUUAACAGAAACUGGAUUUACAAGUCCAGUUAAAAAGAAGGUUGAACUAGAUGGACGGACGCAAGCUGAGUGUCAAGCACAAUAUAAUAAGGCGGGUGUUAGGAUAUUUGAGAAACAUUUCUGUGCAGGUAGCGACAACGGAAAAGAUUCAUGCAAUGGAGAUUCUGGAAGUCCACUAAUGAAAUUCGGAAAUUUCCCACAUUCCAAAUUUGGUCAUUACAUGCAAGUUGGUCUUGUUUCAUUUGGAGCAAGAAGGUGUGGAACUCCUGAUUCGUCAGGAGUUUAUGUACGAGUUUCAGAAUAUAUGGAUUGGAUAAUUGAAAAUACUAAAUACUAGCUGAGUUUUGCUGACAUGUUUGA